Molecule: messenger RNA, 4126 nt
Organism: Sarcophilus harrisii (Tasmanian devil)
Lineage: Eukaryota; Metazoa; Chordata; Mammalia; Dasyuromorphia; Dasyuridae
Gene: HAUS6
Product: HAUS augmin like complex subunit 6
Exons: 17
Coding region: 414-3257 (947 amino acids)
Biological process (GO): spindle assembly
Cellular component (GO): mitotic spindle microtubule; HAUS complex
Molecular function (GO): microtubule binding
Source: RefSeq, a predicted model, not a curated record
AGGAACGUUAGUUAAAGUCUCGGAUGAAAGAGCGCGCCUUGCGGCGGCCGGGCAACCCAGGCCAAUCACAUCAGGGCGAGUUUCCGGAAGUGACGCAAUUCUCAGGGGGUGGGGAGGUGUUGCCGUUGGCGGUUCCGUUGAACCUGAUCGCUUUGGGCGGUUUUUCCGAGAGAGCAAAAUGGCGGCUCCCUUGUGAACUGGAAUGGGUGGGGGCGGCUAAGUAGUCGUCUCGGCGGCUGCCGCCUGAGGAGAAGUGGCGGCAUGUCUCUCUGAGCGGCGAAGAAAGACGCUUCUCGGGGCUCGGACUUUGCAGUUCUCGCUCUCCGUCCCUCCCCGCUGGGCUGCGGUUGCCUCCUGCGUUGGGCCUCCCUUGUGCGCCGGGCCGCGGCCGCGGAAGGAAGCAGCUGGGAAUCAUGAGCGCCGGCGGCGGCGGCGGCGGCGGCGGCCCCGGGGCCGGGGCCUGGAAGAAGGAACACCUAUGGCAUUUUUUGCUGGCUCUGGGCUUCAAGCCGGACAAGGCCGCGGCCGAAGCUGGGAAGCUCACGUCGCACACGAAGCUGGGCGUGAGCAUGUUUGACAAACCUAACAGUGAUGCCUUUCACAUAGUUGCCUACUUUUUGUUUAACACUUUGAAUCCUUCCCAUGCUAAAGAAGUAUUCAGAUUCUGUUGGCCUCCAGUAGACCGAAAAGCUGAUGCUGAAUUUCGGAAACAGUGUUGUGAAUGGUUGAAAAGAAUUUCUGAUGAAUGUGGAAGCAGCUUUCCUCAAGUUGUUGGUUCCUUGUUUCUUUCUCCUGGUGGCUAUAAGUUUGUUGAUCUCAUGUAUUCUUUUGCAAGAUUUGUGGCAGUGCAGUAUAUUAAAACCAACUCUGAAAAUCCUAAUUGCUUUGUAGACUUAUUUAAUAAAAAAUUUCAAGAUCCUCGUAAGUCCUUUACAAGAUGCCAUGUAGGACGCACCUGGUUUUUACAAAUUUUACAAAAAGAAGAUUCUCUGAUUCGACAAUACCAAGAACAUUCUCAAUCAUUGAUUAAACAAAUAAGAGAUUUGAAUUCACAAUACUCAGAAUUGCAAAAAUUACAAAAAAAGAGCCAGAAUGAAGACCAAAAUAGCAUAUCAGACAAAGUUGAAAAGGUUCGAUUGAUGUGGGCUUCUGUGAUGGAAACUCUUACAUUUUUGGAAAAAGAAAGAGAAGUUGUUAAUUCGGUCAUUACAGGUCAUGUUGAUCAGUAUACUUUGGAUGGAGCUGGUGUUACUAUUAAGGUUCCAAGGCUUUUACUGGACAGAAUUGAAAAACAAAUGUCCCAUUUAUUUAUAGGAAACCUUUAUGAAGCUGGAAAAUUGAAUCUUUUAACUGUUAUUCAGUUACUAAAUGAAGCCCUGAAAAUUUUAAAAGAUGAACGUAAUUGUAUUGAUGAAACAAGACUGACAGCAGACCUUAAUUAUGUUGAAAGAGAAGCCAGAAUUCAGAAAAACUCAUUAUCAUAUGUGCAGCAGAUGAGGAAUAAAAUAAAAGAAGAAGCUAUUUUAGUAAAGCAAUCAAAUACUGAGAAACAGAAAGAAUGGAAUAAGAAGUGGGAACAAUUCCUUAAUCAGACUCCUUUUAGUCUAAUUAAAGAUGAGACACCAGCUCUGGAUCUUUUACCAGCAAUGUCUCCUCUUUCUUUUGAUCCGGCUUCAGAAGAAGUUUAUGAAAGCAGCAUCUUCUUUCAAUAUCCCAUAUCACUUCCAGAUACAUCUAAGAAGGAUACCCAUGAAAAGUCCCACUGGAAAGAUAAUGAUGCAGUAGGAACUAUGGAUGAACUAGUGAACAGGGCAGCUGUUCUUCCAGUGCAGGCAGAUACAACAUCUGAUAGUAGCAGUUCACCGUUACUUGAAAAGGAUGUGAAGACAAAAUCUGUUAGAGAUAAAGAAAAAUCGAUUUCUAAAAACAAAAAAAGUAUCCAAAUGGACAGAUCUCAACCAUUGUCAGCUCAGAACAGAGAAAGUUGUGUACUUCCAAAACCAAUGCUAGAUCCUUUCAAAAAAGAAGUAGAUCAUCUGGCAGAGGAGGUUGCAAAAGCUGUUGUAGCAGAUUCACCACAGUUUUGUAAAGACAGACAAACAGAGUUAGGGGACUUAAUUAACUGUUUGUUUUCUAAUCCGUUUUUGACAAGAAAGCAAAUUCCACGGACUCCAGAAAAUUUGACUCCUGAAAUUAGCAACCCCCAAAGAGAAGUUUUUCAAGAUGAAGUUGAUCCAGAUAUAGAGAUGAUUCAAAUGGAUGCUGUGUUUAAUGACCAAAUACAUUUAAGCACGAGCAGUUUUCUCUCAGGAUCAGCUCUUAGUAAAUCUUUCUUGCCAGAAGAAAAAGAUUCUCCAAAACUUGAGCUUCAAGAGAAUACAGGAACUAGUCACCUUGAUGCACUAACAGGCAAAUAUGCAAAAAUUUUAAAUAAAAGAAUCUCAGAACAGAAUUCAGAAUGUGCAGUUUUACAAGUAAAUCUUGAAGAAAGAAGCCAUACAGCAUCAGGUUUAUCUGCUGCAGAGAACAAGAUAGAUGGAAUAAAGAGUGAAGGCGAGCGAGUUAAUAAAAAGCUGGACUUCUCAUCUGCGUCUUGUAAAGAACAAUCUUGGGUGCAUACAACUUUAUUGUGGAAUUCUGAAAUACUAAAUGAAAUUAAUUCUGAUAGCAGAGAGGCUGUCCAUUUUGAUAUAUUGCAUGAAACCCUUCCAGAGGUUGCUGACAAUUUGAGUUUUAAUAGCACAGAGUCUGAUGGUGAAACAGGGCAGAAUAGUUCAAUGGCUAAUGCUAUCUUAAUGGAAGAGUCAAUGAGAAAAAAAUUGACUACUGAAGAAAGAAACUUGGAUUUUGAGGCUAUUUGCAGUAGAUUUGAAGCUCUUAAAAAGUCUAUGUCUGUGAAAAAGAAAGAGUCUUUUCAGUUUUCUCCUGAAACAUUUGUGAAAGAUGAUUCAAAAUUGAACUGUACUUCAAAUAACACAGAAACAGAUGAUAUGUUUAAUUCUCUGGAAGAUUUUCCUGCUCUCUACACAGACAAUACAAAACCAUCUAUACGAAUGUCCUUUGGUGAAAGAAAAUCUCUUUCACCACUUAUUAAAUUUUCUCCAGAGGAACGGAAACGAAGAUCCACAAAGCCAAACAAUAUUGGAGAAUUUUUACCUUAUUUAAAGGAAGAAGAAAACUUGGAUACAAUUCUCAAAUCCUCAUCUAACUUAAAGGCUGAAGAAGAUGGAGCAGUUGCACAAUUGAUUGAAUUAUGAUGGAUUGAAAUUGAAGAUACAUUAUAGAAUAAAAAACAUUUGUAAUCUAAAUAAUUUUGGGAAGCCUUACUCCAGAUAAGAAAAACCCCAAAACAUUAACACUCCAAGAGAUAAAUUUAGUAUUCUGUUUGUUAAAUAAUUUAGUCUUUUUGAAUGAAAAAAUAUAUAGGUUUAUACCUGUUUGUAAGAAAUGGAAGUAGAGAAAACAAAACAUAGAAUGCACAGAAUGUUAGAACUUGAAAGAACUUUAGAGAUCAUUUAAUUCAGUCUCCACUUUUUAUAGAUGAGGAAACAGGUCCAGAAGGGUGAAAUGAUUAGCUUGAUACCUAAAGAAUGAGCUUUCCAAAGUUAAGUAAACUAUUGACAUAGAUAAUAGCUUGACUGAUUUUUAAAGGAAAAAUAAUGUAAGAAGACCAUUUAGAAACACCGUACUUUCCUCUGAAGCAAAUAAAAGUUGUGUAAGGCUUCACUCUUACUUAGAAUAUAUUAAAACCACUAACAGAGAUAUCUGAAAGUAGUAAAGUAGGACAUGAAUUAGAGAAAAAGUAAGAACCAGAUAGUGGUAAACCUUAAACUUGUUUUUUUUUUCCAAAGUGGUAAUGGCAACUGAAGGAGAUGAAUUUAUGUGAAUUGAUGAAUGUGUUUAUGAAAAAAGAGAGCAAAGAGAAUAUCUAAAUGAGAAAAUGACAACAGAAGAAAAAUGAUGAAAAGAGAAAAUAAGAAUGACUGACUACCAAGGACUAGAAAUCUACUUAGUGGGUUUAACUGGGUAGUGGACUUAUUUGGUCUAAUUUAGACUGGAAUUAUUUAUUUUUCUAGUUUUGUAUUUAAACAGAAACAUGUAAAUAAAUUAAGUAAUAUUCACUGUU